AUGCAGAAGCACUGCAACAACGCACACCAGACGGCUUGGAGCAGUAAAGACGUUGCACUCUGCGAGAAGGUUAAGGCGCAAACGUUCUUCCGAACCGGCGGGCUCCAGCGAUACUUUGUUGUUAAGGUAGCAGACAACAGUCGCGCACCGUCCAACCCGCACGAGACAACAGACGUCGUUAGGGGGCGGUUAGUAGGAUGGAAGCUAACAAAAUAUGCACACGAAGAGAAGGCGCAGGUUAUAGACGCUGACGUCGCAAAGACAGAUAAAACUGGCUGGUUCAAGCGGACAGGCUGGCUAGAGCACUUUGCCGACCGCAAUCUGAUGCAUCUUGCGCAUCAGACCCGGCUGCCCGAUCAAGGCGAGGAGAAGCUGCGGCGGGCAGCGAAGCUAACCGAGCUGCUGGUGGGGAGAAGCGUCAAGGGGCUGUCGACGCUUGCGCGAGAGACGAGGCGGUGGCUGAGGAGCGCGAAGCGGCAGGAGAUCGAUCAGCGGCCCAUAGCUCGAUUGCAGAACCCGGAGAGUCAGGCUCGCUACGCUGGCUAUAUGGUCAAAUUCGUCUGCUAUGCUCUGCGCUUCGUAGCUGACGCAGAGGCAAGGGUGGCGGCGCAGGAAGGCGGCGAUGAAUGCAGCGACGAAGAUAAUGAUAAGGGCGACGAGGAUGGCUUGGAAGAAGAGGAAGAGGAAGAGAACGACGAUGACUUCUCUGAUGCUGAUGGCAGCCAACCGGCGAACGUUCCGAGCAGCGGCCAAAGAGAGAAGGACUUGAUGAAAGACGCGCGAGAGCUGUUCCGCUGGACAGUCGAGCAGAAGGAGCUUGUAGUAACACUGUGGGAGGUGCUAGAUCGCGAUGCUGACGCUAAGGACGAAGCGCAGCGCAGCGCUCAGCGCGACGCUCAGCUUAAAGUGCUGCUAAACUUGCUCACAUCCUUCUUCUUCACGACAACGGGUGACAAGCCAUUUAGCAGCGGGCUCAUUCACUUUCUUGCUGUGCUAGGCAUCAACAGCGACACGAACCGCUUGCGCACGGCGAAGAACUACUCGUACAUGCUAGCAGGAGUAGUCUACUGCAUGCGCGUGCUUAGCGUGGAGAAGUUGCUCCCGUCCGCGUGCCGCGAUGAGCAGACCGACGAGGACCGUGAGCGCUUCCUAGAGCACAGAGAGAAGUAUCUGUCGGACGGCUCGUACAGCCCAAUGAGCGAGGCGCUCAGCUUGCUGGCUUACGGCAAGUACGUCGCGCUAGCGGCCGGCAAUUCAGGCAAUGCGUACUGGUCAAAGGACAAGAAGAUCUUCUACUUGCACGGCCGGCGGAUCUACAUCAGCCGGUUCUGCAAGAUGGCGCAGGAUAUGGUUUCUGAAGCAGAGCAGAUGCUGUGGGAGGAACUGUUCUGGGUGACGAGGGCGGAAGAGCGGUUUGCCGUCAAGCUAGACAUUCUUGUCGACGACGUUACGUUUGAACGGCGGGGCGUGUCUUUUGUGCAGCACCGUGAUAACGGUCUUAAGGACAAGCUAGCGUGGAUGCUAACGCAGGCUGAGCAGACUGAGCAGGGCCGCAGACUGCAGUCGAGCGAAGGGCAGUGGAACGUGAAGCAGGUCAAGCGAUACUUGCGUUGCGUGGACCGCUUCCUGAUGCUGCUGAUGGUCUGCGUGCACAUGACGUCCGGACAGCCGGGCAGAGGGUCGGAGAUCACGACGAUGCGGCACCGCAAUGGGCUGCUGCAAGACCGCAACCUCUUCGUUAUGGACGGGCAGGUGAUGACGGUUGUCCGCUAUCAUAAGUCGCAGUCGCAGUGGGAUAAGCCGAAGGUGGUGCCGCGCUUCUUGCCGCCGCGGCUGGGGCAGGUGAUGGUGCUGUACUUGGCGUACUUGCAGCCGUUCCGUGAGUAUCUUACCGUGCAGGUGCUCGGCGGCAGCUUCAGCGACUACGUAUGGGCGGACGAGCAGGGCCCGUGGGGGACCGAUCGACUGACGCGAGCGCUGAAGCGAGAGACCGGCAAGAGGCUAGGCGUGCCGCUGCACACGCUCGACUACCGGCACGCGGCUGUCGGCAUUGGUCGAGUUGUCGUAGGCGAGCGGUUUAGCAAGGGUUAUCAAGACGAGGUUGGCGAGGUGGACGAGGCUGAGGUAGACGAGGAUGGGGAGGACGUGAUGGAGCUGCAGAACGCAAGGACAACGGUGAUUGGAGUAGGCAACUACAGCGUGCCAAUAGAUAUUGUCAAGCAUCUUAGCGUGCGCUCGAUCGAAGCGUUCCGGCCGCUCAGCGCAAUGUGGCACCGCUUCUUAGGGCUGGAUGGGAAGCAGGCAGCGCCGCAGGAGACUUGGACGGGCAACAUCGAUGUGAUCAGGAGGGCGAGGAAACGGGGGCGCAGUGGUGUCGACAGCGAUGGCAAUAACGGGGAUAAGGACGGUCAGGGCAGGGAAGCCGCGUUGCUGCAUAGAGGCAAGAAGGAGAAGGCAGUGUACAAGGCAAUGCAGCAGGUGCUCGGUCAGCAGGACGUUGGGUUUCGAUCCGCAGAGCAAGAGCUGGCGCUGCACGCAGUGAUUGAUGGGCAGACGCCGCUUGUCGUUGUUCUGCCGACUGGUGGAGGCAAGAGCUUGCUGUUUAGCGUGCCGGCUUGCAUGGACGACGCUGGGGUGACGGUGGUCGUGGUGCCGUACCGAGCGCUCAUUGAGGAUGUAGUAGACCGGAUGCAGAAGUGCGGCAUCGACUGCAUGGAGUGGAAGCACGGCGAGAGCAGCCCGGCGGCUGUUGUCGUGGUCAGCGCAGACGCCGCUGGGGACACUACAAGCAACGGCAACUUCUUAGGUCAUCACAUCGAGCGACUGGCGGCCGAAGCUGGCACUGUUAAAGAAUCUGCGGCUGCUGCCGUGUCCGAUUGUGCUGCUCACAGCAACGCUCCCGCCGGUGAGGGAGGGCGAGCUGGCAACAAGCAUGCUGCUUCCGUGCGCAACCUACAUCCGGGCGAGCACAGUCCGGCCGAACACGCAGUACUAUGUGUCGUGGUGCGAGCGCGGCAAGGCACAGGAGACAGCGCUAGCCAUGUGUCGAAGACAGCAGCAGCUACUGCUCCACAGAGGAGAGAAGGGCGUAGUGUACUGUCGCAGCAAGCAGCAGUGCGAAGAGCUGGCCGAGGCGCUCGGGUGCGGGUGCUAUCACGCUAG
Molecule: messenger RNA, 3162 nt
Organism: Alternaria arborescens
Lineage: Eukaryota; Fungi; Ascomycota; Dothideomycetes; Pleosporales; Pleosporaceae
Exons: 2
Coding region: 1-3162 (1053 amino acids)
Biological process (GO): double-strand break repair via homologous recombination
Cellular component (GO): nucleus; chromosome; cytoplasm
Molecular function (GO): ATP binding; 3'-5' DNA helicase activity; nucleic acid binding
Source: RefSeq, a predicted model, not a curated record